Molecule: messenger RNA, 635 nt
Organism: Pieris brassicae (large cabbage white)
Lineage: Eukaryota; Metazoa; Arthropoda; Insecta; Lepidoptera; Pieridae
Gene: NP15.6
Product: NADH dehydrogenase [ubiquinone] 1 beta subcomplex subunit 11, mitochondrial
Exons: 1
Coding region: 154-585 (143 amino acids)
Source: RefSeq, a predicted model, not a curated record
UUUUCGCAAAUUUUUACCUUUUCUGUCAAGAAAAUGGUUUCAUAAUUAAUUUUCACAGCUGUAAGACGAAAGAAUAAACUAAGUUUAUAGAGAAAUCCGUUCAAAAUUCGACCAUAUUUGAUUUAAACGUAAAAUUUCUAAUAGGAGUAUACAAUGGCAGCGCUGAUAAAACUAAGGCAUAUGCCUAUGAUACGGCAAUCUCUUUGGAAUCACUUAUCUAAAAGUAGUCGAGCUAUUUCUACAUCCAAGAAGAAUAGUGAUAGCGCUGCCACUGUCACUGAAACUAAAACCGAAGAUAAAAACUGGGUAAGCUAUGGGUUUGACUAUACUAGUAAGGAAGACGACACUAAUGCUCAUCAUGCAUCUUACUUCUUUACUGUAAGCUUAUGCAUUGUAUUUGGUGGUUUCUUUUGGGCAUACUAUCCUGAUAUUCAUCUGAAAGACUGGUCGCAAAGAGAAGCUUAUCUGGAAUUGUACAGACGUGAGAAGGCUGGCUUAAAACCAAUUGAUCCAAAUUAUGUGAACCCUAAAACCAUAAAGCUUCCAUCUGAAAGUGAUUUAUGUGAUAUUGAAAUUAUAAUUUAAGGCAGUGCUUGGUUAUGUAAAAUCUAUAUAGUAGUUAUUAAAAGUGUUCU